AUGGAGGGCUUGCCCACACUUGUCGUGCCUGAUGAUCCCGAGACUGGGGCAAUCGAGCGUCCCAAGACCCCUCCACCGAUCCAGAUCGAUGAACAGCGGUUGCUGAGCAAUACUACGCAUCUACCGGUGAAGCUACAAGCGCUACCCAAUGCUCCAAUAGCGCCAGAGACGUUCAGUACUCCCGGUUCAAAGCAGUCAACACCUCGACAACCUACUGCGCGUGAUAAUUCCCAAAUUUCAGGUUCAAAGCAAUCAACUCCGAGGCCUCCGACAGCUCGAAAUGAGGCUCAACCGCCUGGAUCAACGAAGACAACGCCCAGACCGCCUACAAUUCAUGAUGGCCAACAAGAACAGCCAGACGUAACUCCAGUAUUGACUAUUGGUAUCGAUACUACACUCGAUGAAUUGACUAGACCUCUAUCACCUCGUGCUGCCUCACUGAGUAGUAAAGACUACAAGGCCAUGGCGAAGCGCGCCGCCGCUGCAGCCAAGCUCGAUCGUCUCGCUGCAGGCAACAAAUCUGUAUUCGACGCCAAUAUGAACGACAUCGCUGAGUUAGGGAUCGGAAUGGAGCUGUAUUUCUUAUUGAUCAAGUACUUAAGCUGGGCUUUCUUUACGAUGGGGAUUGUAUCUCUACCAGCCAUUAUAGUGAACUACUACGGCGACGGCGUGACGGCCAAGAUGGUAGAUCCACUGCAGUUAGCGUACGCAUCACUAGGCAACCAGGGCGUGAACCCGGAUAUCGCGAGCGAUCCGUCUCAAUGUCUACCGAUCGGGGAGAUCGACUGUACCGGGGCCACCGUCAGUACGCCGUUUACAACGGACCCGCAGACUGUGGCUUGGAUCGUGACGUCGAGCGAUGCCAUCUACUCGUUCGUCUUCCUCAUCGUUUACUUGCUGUUCCGUCGUCAUGCAAGACGUGCCAUUGACGCUCAUCAGAACGAACAUCUUACGCCGGCCAAGUACGCGAUUUUCGUCCGUGGUUUACCUCCUGACGCUACAGCUCGAGAGGUGUUAGACCACUUUAACUCGCGUUAUGACCCAACUCAAGAGGAGUCCUACUACCCGUUAUGGCUUGGAUGUUGCUGGGGACGACGGCCACGUCGAAUCAAGCACUCAUUGUCCAAAGGCGCAGCCAAUUGCAACGUUGUGAACAAUCUGGAGCAUCUUUGGAGACCGGAUGACCUCGGUCUAGCGCGGCCCGGCACUGGCCAGCCAAGACUGAGUACGGCCGGGUUGGCCAGACCAAGCACGACUAGUCUGGCCAGGCCUAGCACGUUUGGUCAGCCCAGGCCACUCACAGGGCCUCCUGUUACUCCACGCGACGCUAUUUUGGCCAAACAAGAAGAACAUCAAAUGUACUUGGGUACUUGGAUUGCCGAGGUGAGCAUCGCUCACCCUACCGGCGGAUUAUUGCGAACAUUUCUGGCCAUGGAAGUGCUCACCCGCAAGAUUUCGGAAGCUCAAGCACUGGUUAGUAUUCUCGCUCAAGAGAAGGAUCAGGCCGAGCUCGCACUUCAAAACUGGGUGCCACCUCCAGACAAGAAGAACCCGAAAAAGCCGAAAUCAACUUUCAAAAAGGCCGACGAGUUGUUGCUCCAGGCCACAACGAAAAAGCUGGAACGGCUUCUAGCUGCGAUGACCAAGAAAACCAGCAAACUCAAGGCUCUUAAACAGGCAAAUAAACAACUCCAGGAUCAACUGAAGCAAGAAGCUGAGGCUGCAGCGGCACCCGAUACGUCUACAACUGGUACCAAACCAAAGACCAAACCGAAGAAAAUGAAAGCUCCAGACGCUAAACCCUUCGAUCUCAACGCCUGUGAGUGCGCGUUCGUGGUCUUUAACAACCUCGAAUCACGUCGUCGCUGUAUCCAAGACUACCGACGCUCAGACCAAUGGAUACCACAUAAAUUUCAGCCGAAAUCACUACGUUUCCGCGACGGUAAAUAUCCGCUUACAGUGCUCGCAGCUCCUGAACCGUCUAAUAUUUUGUGGGAAAACCUUGAGGUGACAGCGCGAUCUCGUCGGAUUCGUCGCGGUUUUACGAAUUCCGUGACAUUUUUACUCCUCCUUCUCUCCGGGGUUAUCAUUUCUGCAGCCCAGUCAGCGCAACAGACUUUCAAGGAUAAGGCACCCCCUGCUGGACUCUGUGAAUCCACAUUACCAGAGAUUUUCUACGCUAGUCCAGAUUUUCUCGACGCCAAAGUAUCUUGGGAUCUCGAGUGGGACUCUAACGCUACAUGCACACCUGGAGAUAGUGGAGAAACUCGCUAUCAUGUUGCGUAUUCGAAUGGAAUUAUCAACGAUAUCACGGUGGAUAAACCUACGUCUCCUGUUAAUGAAUUACAUCGUUGUACCGAUCCGUGUGUUUCUGAAAAAUCGAGCACAAAAUGCAACACACUUGCAUGCUAUAAUGGCGCAGUACGCGAAGAAACCGGCGCAGACUGCGAGACGUAUCUGGCUAGUCAUGUUCUCUAUUGUCUCUGCACUGCACAACUUCAGACCAGUAUCGCGGAAUUCGGAGUAAUUGACGGACCGCAGGAACUCUGGAACACAUUUCUACCAUGUCGUGGCUUCCUGACCGAUUUUCUCGCCAAAAACGCUUUUAUUGUCAUCGCUUCCGCCGUCGUGGUUAUUGUAAACAUCGUGCUCAAGUCCACACUACGAGGCUUUGCAUCUUUCGAGCGACAUACAAGCGAAUCAGCUAAAGCGUCAGCCGUGGCUCUUAAAAUGUUUGCAGCUCAAUUUCUCAACACCGCUAUCAUUGUGCUUGUAGUGAACGCGGCGCUGUCACUAAGCGCUGUUCCUGUCGUUGGAGAGCUCUUUCGAGGCAAGUACAGUGAUUUCCAGCGAGACUGGUACCCGACUGUGGGCAUGGGUGUCACGAUGACAAUGCUGAUCAAUGCCAUUAUGCCGCAUUGCAUACUGUUGCUGCAACUGUGUGUAAUUGGCCCCUUAAAGCGCUGUCUAACACGUCGUAGCGUGCGAACACAGGAGAAAAUGGACCAACUGUAUGCUGGGCCAACGUUCGACUUGGCUGUGAGGUAUCCUAUGAUCCUGAACUCGGUCUUUGUGACGCUAGUUUUCUGUGGAGGUUCCCCUGUGCUACUGUUUAUCGCAACUUUAGCCUGUACCGCAACAUUCUGGAUCGAUAAAUUGUCGCUGUUGUGGCUUUACAGUGUCAAAACAGCGUACGAUGAAGCUCUGGGUGAAACUGUGCUGGGUUUAUUACCGUGGGCAUUGGUAGCUCACUUGGCCUUUUCCUCUUGGAUGUAUGGCAAUACGGAUUUAUUGAAGGCUCCGACGUUGAAACUCGGCUGGGUUUUUGAGUUGUUUGGUCUUAGUACGGACGGAGCAACGGAUACUGAAGAGAUGUACAACAAACUGGUCGCACAGGCCACUACGUUCGAUCCAUUAGGAAAGAAUGGCUUCAUUGUAAAGGUUCUCCAUGUGAACGUGAUGCUUAUGUUCAUCCUGUUCCUACUGGUGGUACUUGGUAUCCUCCUGUCUGCUGUUUGGGUGCGAGUGCUUCUACCAGUUCUACGCAGCACAGUUGGUCGUAUUCUACUAGCAGUAUGGAGUCGUUUGCGACCACUCUUCCGGUUCUGUCGAUGUCGCUGUUCGUGCUUCAAAAGAAGGAAAAAUGUGGUUAAACCUGAGCCUUCACCCAAUAGUUCGCCUCAGAAACCUCCGACUGGAGGAUCGGCAAAAGUUGCUGCAGAAAUUGUACUCACGGACAUUCCAACAAGCGAACUCACUCUACACACAGGCAAAGAAGACGGGUUGAACGGAGCAGAGCCGUUAGUACAGAAGUCUUCGGUAGUGACAGCGUGGGCACCGGAACCAGCAUCAGCUGAGCCAAUUGAGACCUUACCCAAAGUUCCGUUGUCAGCUCGAACAGUACCGACAGAAGUAGUACUACCGGAGUUUACCGAUGUGUUCCGAAAGUCCGUGGGUCCGAAAUUCCGGCCGGACGCGAAGCUGGGCUUUAAGCGCGACUCCAGUCGUCCAUCUGAGCUGGUUCGGUACUGGAAGGAGGAGACGGUAAGCAAUGGUUAUCAUCGCAACCCGGGAGAUCCGAUGCGGACGUGGGAAGCCAUUCAGGCCCCCGUCAAGACGUACGCUAUUGAAGCCAACGCUAAGUACAGACUGGCAGUGGCUGAGCUCGUGGCAGCUUCAAGACGAGCUCUUACGAUUGCAGAAAACCCAGAGACGCCAUCUCAUUCCCCUUCAAAGCCUGAAGGUGCAGUUGUUGCACCAACUUCUGUUGAAGCAGUACCGGUAAUACCUGAAGAGACAGCGGUAAAGGAUGAAGAUCCGAAAGAUGAGGUGAAGCCGGAAGACACUGCCAUAACUCUCGGAUAGGCACAAGGAAUGUUUAUUUAAACUCAUAAAGAGCUUUACAAGUGAAAUUCUCC
This is a messenger RNA of Phytophthora nicotianae INRA-310, 4418 nucleotides long. RefSeq lists its product as hypothetical. Gene Ontology annotation, molecular function: calcium-activated cation channel activity. NCBI's taxonomy places the organism in Eukaryota, Oomycota, Peronosporomycetes, Peronosporales, Peronosporaceae. Gene Ontology annotation, cellular component: plasma membrane. The transcript has a single exon. The record is from RefSeq and is a predicted model, not a curated record. The coding region runs from base 1 to 4365 and encodes 1454 amino acids.